Cottoperca gobio is the source of this 3460-nucleotide messenger RNA. Its product is annotated as deoxyribodipyrimidine photo-lyase. Gene Ontology annotation, biological process: entrainment of circadian clock by photoperiod; circadian regulation of gene expression. NCBI's taxonomy places the organism in Eukaryota, Metazoa, Chordata, Actinopteri, Perciformes, Bovichtidae. Gene Ontology annotation, molecular function: FAD binding; deoxyribodipyrimidine photo-lyase activity; DNA binding. Gene Ontology annotation, cellular component: cytoplasm; nucleus. The record is from RefSeq and is a predicted model, not a curated record.
GUAUGGUCAGGACGCAGAGGAGCGCAGUAUGUGCUAUAUGCUUGAGUUUAAACAAUGCACUAGCCUUAUAAUUAUUCACAGCAUUGUAUAGCCAAUAUUCAUUGUCACCUUUCAAGAUGCCUCCUUCAGCGGCUGCUACCGAAGAUAGUAUAGCCUUGGUGAGAAAGACUUUAAGGGAAGUGCUGGUGGGUCGAGAAGAUCCAGAGGGGUUUUUUGCGACGUGUGUGUCCGCUCUGGGACAUCAGGAGACCCGCUCACAUUUCCUGUCCCUCAUCCAGCCCCUGUCCACGGCUAACAGCUCCCUGCACUCCCGCCUCACCUCCAUCUACCAGGAAUAUUUCUCUAAGACUGAAGAUGAUGAACUGGAACUGGCAUUGACUCUCUCUCUACUGGAAGUGAAAGAUCUCCAGCUGUCAACCCCCAGUCAAGAGUCCCGACGUCAGCCACCUGGAGACGGACUGAAUCAGAGAAGCUCUGUUCAUCGGACGUCUGUGUCUCCUCUUCAGGGAAGCAGCCACACCCAGCUAGCAGAUGGAGUCGGCAGGAGAGAACACACAAGCUCACCACAAACUGGACCCUGGGUCAAGUCGAGCCCACCACAGACGAUCCAAAAAGCUGAGCUUCAGAAAAGCACACAUGUUGACAAAUAUAAAAAGGAGACAGCAGGAUCAAGUCGGACUGUGUGUGUCUCCACACCGUCUGGCUUAUGUUCUAAGCUAGACACGGGUGAAGGUGGUGAUCAAAUGGAGGGAGAUUUGAAUCAAUCAGAGAAACCAAAACGUUCCAAGAACAGGCGGCAGCGACGUAAAGGGGCUAGCCAGCAAGUUGUAGGUUUGCCCUGUUCUCCAUCAGCACCUCCACCGGUUCUGCUGUGGUUCAGGAGGGACUUGCGACUCGGGGACAAUCCUGCUCUCACUGGCUCAUUGGAGGUUGGUGCACCUGUCAUCCCAGUCUUCAUCUGGAGCCCUGAAGAAGAAGAGGGACCUGGAAUCACAGUGGCUAUGGGGGGAGCUUGUAAAUACUGGCUACAUCAAGCUUUGUCUUGUUUCUCUUCAUCUCUGGAGCGCAUUGGCAGCAAUCUUGUCUUGCUCAAGGCAAAUGGAUCUUCCCUGCGUUCCCUUAAGGAGCUAGUAAAGGAGACGGGGACGAGAACAGUCUUGGCUAACGCCCUCUAUGAGCCCUGGCUGAAGGAGAGGGACGAUGCUGUGGUGUCAGCCCUUCAGAAAGAUGGUGUCGAAUGCAGGAUGUUCCAUUCGUACUGUCUCAGAGAUCCUUACUCUGUCAGCCCGGAGGGCGUGGGACUCAGAGGAAUAGGUUCAGUGUCUCACUUCAUGAGCUGCUGUAAACAGAACCCAGGGUCUGCAUUAGGGGUCCCCCUGGACCCUCCUGUGUUUCUCCCUAAACCUGCCAACUGGCCUCAGGGUGUCUCUUUGGGCACGCUAGGCCUGGCACGCAUGCCCCGCAGGAAGGAUGGCACAACGAUUGACUGGGCAGCGAACAUCCGCAACUCCUGGGAUUUCAGUGAGGAAGGAGCAUGUGCCCGGCUAGAGGCCUUUCUGAAUGAUGGUGUGUAUAGAUAUGAAAAAGAGUCAGGCAGGGCGGAUGCCCCAAAUACCAGCUGUCUGUCUCCCUAUCUUCACUUUGGUCAGCUCAGCCCACGCUGGCUAUUGUGGGAUGCCAAAGGGGCACGCUGUCGACCCCCAAAGUUCCAACGCAAACUGGCGUGGCGAGAUUUGGCUUACUGGCAGCUGACGUUGUUUCCUGACCUCCCCUGGGAAUCCCUCAGACCUCCAUACAAGGCUUUGCGGUGGAGCAGUGAUAGAGGCCACCUGAAGGCCUGGCAGCGAGGGCGAACAGGCUACCCUCUGGUGGACGCCGCCAUGAGGCAGCUGUGGCUGACAGGCUGGAUGAACAACUACAUGAGACAUGUGGUGGCGUCUUUUCUCAUAGCAUAUCUCUACCUGCCCUGGCAAGAAGGCUAUCGCUGGUUCCAGGACACACUUGUGGAUGCAGAUGUUGCCAUAGAUGCUAUGAUGUGGCAGAAUGGGGGCAUGUGUGGUCUGGAUCACUGGAACUUUGUCAUGCACCCUGUCGAUGCAGCAAUGACCUGCGACCCCUACGGCAGCUAUGUUAAGAAAUGGUGUCCAGAACUUGCAGAUCUGCCCGAUGAGCUCAUUCACAAACCCUGGAAAUGUCCCGAGUCCAUGCUUCGACGUGCUGGUGUGGUCUUCGGCCAGACAUAUCCCGAGCGAAUAGUUACAGACCUGGAGGAGCGGAGGAGUCGUUCCCUGCAAGAUGUAACUCUGGUGCGGAAAGAGUUUCAACAGUAUGUGGACAAGCGCUCAGGCUGUGACUUGGUGCCGAUGCCCCCACGCCUGGUCUCUGUGGCUCUGGGCUUAUCACACAGGGAUGGUGACGUGGUGACAGAAGGAAAGCAGUUCCUGUUGCCUGUUAUCACUCGCAUGGAAUUCAAACACCAGCUAGAAGAUCCCGACGCAGAUGCGGCCUCAAAUCCCUACAAUGCUGUUCUAAAAGGAUACGUGAGCCGCAAAAGGGACGAGACCAUUGCUUUCUUUAAUGAGAGAGACUUUACUGCCAGUGUGAUGAACGAGGGAGUUCAGAGAAAGGAGAGGCUGGAGAGCGAUUAUCGAAGAAUCGAGGGACUCCCUCCGUCUCCUGCACCUCGGGGCAGGGCCCGAAGAACUCCAACAGCCAAGGACAGGUUUUCUGUAGUACCUGGUGGAGCGGUCUCCUCACUCAGGUGACACCAAGUUAAAGUUCACAGGUUUAAGUGACCAGACAGUUACUAGUUGUAACUGCACAAGUACAAAAUGUUGUCUUUAAGUGCAAAGAUGAGGGAAUAACUAAAUCUACACUGGAAACUUUGUUUGAGGGUUGCAAAAUGCUCAUUCAAAACAUUUUGUACAUUGAGUAUUCAGUAUAAUCUGAGGUAUUGUAUACAAAGGUCAACCAAUCCCAGUCUGUAUUUUUGAACACACAACAUGAGAAUAGUUACACAUAUACUUUGUUGACUUGUAAGACAACUUUCAGUGUUUCUCAGCAUUUUCUUUUUUAAAUAGAGGCCUAUUUUACAGUUUUUACAACUGAUUUAAUUUAGGUGUGUGUGUGUGUGUGUGAAAAUACUUCAGUCAAGUUAGAGGUGUUAUCAGGCUCCAAUCUUGUGUUUUGAAUUUUUGGUCAGGGGCUACAGCUUUGUUUACAUUUGUAUAAUGCGUGUUAACUUUAGGCUGGAAAAUGUGUGUGAAAGUGUUGCAAAUGAUCAACUAUGCAAAUAGCAUUUACAUAAUGUGAGGCUCUGACAGUGUCAAGCAUAUUACCUGUUCAGUACCUGUGUCAUACCGAAGAUCUUGAGUAAAACUACUUGACAAAUGGUAAUUGUUUUAAUACUUUCUACUUUUAUAAUAGGAAGUGUAAACUUCGGGAAAUAAAAAUGACAAAG